Hibiscus syriacus is the source of this 1172-nucleotide messenger RNA. RefSeq names its product branched-chain-amino-acid aminotransferase 2, chloroplastic-like. Gene Ontology annotation, biological process: branched-chain amino acid metabolic process. The transcript is spliced from 10 exons. Bases 8 to 1129 code for a protein of 373 amino acids. NCBI's taxonomy places the organism in Eukaryota, Viridiplantae, Streptophyta, Magnoliopsida, Malvales, Malvaceae. The record is from RefSeq and is a predicted model, not a curated record. Gene Ontology annotation, molecular function: branched-chain-amino-acid:2-oxoglutarate transaminase activity.
AAAAAACAUGAUUCAAGGGAGUUACCGCAUGCGAAACCUGGUUCAAUCCUUACGGGUUGUUUCUUUUCCAUCCAAGCUUGUGAAUUACCGAGGGCACACAUCUCAGGCUGCUGCUGCUCUGCUAAAAGCGACUCAACCACCAGCUUCCAGUGACGAUGGGUACGCUAAUGUGGACUGGGAUAAACUUGGAUUUGGUCUGACACCAACUGAUUACAUGUACGAAAUGAGAUGUUCCAAAGACGAAAAUUUUAAAGAAGGAACACUGAAUCGCUACACCAAUAUCGAAAUAAGCCCUUCCGCUGGCGUCUUAAAUUAUGGACAGGCAAUCUAUCCAGGCUCCAGGGCUUAUACGAAGGUACGAAAGCAAACCGGGCAGAAAAUAAUGUUAAUGCCAUCACCUUCCAUUCAACAAUUUGUCGAUGCAGUAAAAGAAACUGUAUUUGCUAACAAGCGCUGGAUUCCUCCACCAGGAAAUGGGUCACUGUACGUUAGGCCUCUGCUUUUGGGGACUGGUCCUAUUUUAGGUUUGGCCCCGGCCCCGGAGUAUACAUUUAUUGUAUAUGCUUCCCCUGUCCGCAACUAUUUCAAGGAGGGUACUGCACCAUUGAACUUAUAUAUUGAUGAAGAGUUUGUUCGGGCUUCUCCUGGAGGAGCUGGAGGCGUCAAGACAAUCACAAACUAUGCUCCAGUUCUGAAAGCAAUAGCCAGAGCUAAAGAAAGAGGAUUUUCUGAUGUUCUAUACCUUGAUGUCUUGAAUAGGAAGUAUCUGGAGGAGGUCUCGUCUUGUAAUAUUUUCCUUGUGAAGGGCAACCAUAUCUCAACUCCAGCUACAAAUGGCACUAUUCUUGAAGGGGUAACUCGAAAAAGCAUCCUCGGGAUUGCUAGGGAUCAUGGCUACCAGGUUGAAGAACGGGCAAUUCCAGUCGAUGACUUGGUUGAUGCUGAUGAAGUUUUUUGCACUGGAACCGCAGUCGGAGUUGCUCCAGUAGGUAGCAUUACACAUCAGAACAGAAGAAUUGAAUUCAAAACAGAGGGUAGCUUGGUCAGCAAGGAUCUAUACUCAACUCUGGUGGGGCUGCAAACCGGUCGCAUUGAGGAUAAGAAAGGAUGGACAGUCGAGAUCCUUUAGGCUCUUGAAAUUUUGUAUAAUUUGGUGUAAUCAUAUAUCAACA